UAUUAUUUCAAAUUGUGCAAACACCGCAGAAACCUCUCCCGGGCUCUGGCGCGCUCUGCCUUCAUCUCAGCUCAUCUGCCACAUCUGAAAUGUGAUUUCUACCAUCUGGUGCCCAACCCUCCACCCCCAGCAUGGCCCCAGGACCUUGGGGAGGAAUGCCACCAGGCAAAGGACAGAUGACCCCGCUGCUGCCCGCCCCGAAGGUCUCCGUGCCCACCCUGCAGGGCGCCCAUGGGGGCUGCGCCCAGGCCCCGAAGGGUCCCGGCUCGCCGCAGGCUCGCAGCAAGAAGAGGAGCCGAAAGCACCAGCGGUUCAUGGCGCGCCGGGCCGUGCUGGAGCGGAAGGGGCUGCUGAGCCCCCACAGGCACCCGGGCAGUCAGAGCCCCGAGGCGGGGCUGGAGGCACACACUGAACUCACCGAGAGCUGUGACAAUGUCCCCAAGGCCAAGCAGACCGUGUCCUCAUCGCUGUCUCUAUCUGCCUCUCCGGACAACAUAGCCAGGCACCACUCCGUGCUGCUGUCCCAGGGGAACGGCAGCUCCGGGAGGGUGAGGACGUCCUCCCUGGUGCUGCGCCCAGGCAAGUACGUGGCCAUCGACUGUGAGAUGGUGGGCACGGGCCCUCAGGGCAAGCUGAGCGAGCUGGCACGCUGCUCCGUGGUGAACUACGACGGGGAUGUCAUCUAUGACAAGUACGUCCGGCCCGAGCUCCCCAUUGUGGACUACCGGACACGCUGGAGUGGCAUCACCAAGCAGCACAUGAAGAAUGCAAUUCCCUUCAAGGCUGCCCAGGCUGAGAUCCUGAAGAUCUUGAAAGACAAGAUUGUGGUAGGACACGCCAUCCACAAUGACUUCCAAGCCCUGAAGUACUUCCACCCGAAAGACAGGACUCGAGACACCAGCCAGAGCCCUGCGCUGAAGAAGAGGGCAGGGCUGCCCAUCAGAGCCAAUGUCUCCCUCAAGAACUUGGCCAGGCACCUGCUCCAUAAAAAGAUCCAGGAGGGCUGCAAAGGACACUCGUCGGUGGAGGACGCCCAGACAGCCAUGGAGCUGUACAGACUGGUGGAGGUGCAGUGGGAGAAGCAGCUGGCCCACAGCCUGCCCCCCCGGCCCCCCAGCCCUGUCACAGACCCUGCUGCAGACAGCAGCCAGUACCUGGAUGACCAGUACUGGCCCACAGAGCUGAUGGCAAGCAGCCUGUGACGGGGACAGUGUCCUCUGUGUGUUUUGGGCCAUCCUGGUGCCUUCAGCUGUUUAAGGUGGAGGUGUCUGCUGAUCUCCUCCCCUGGGGCUUGUGCCCAGCACUGCUCUGCUCGGGGAUGGAGACAUGGUGACACCUGGACACAAGCAGUCUCCCAAAAAUGCUGUCUGCAGCCUUGAGCUGUCACACAGACUGUGCUGUGUUCAUCUGUCACUUGGGGAUGAGCAGGGUCCUGUGUCAGCCUGGAGGAGCCUCUGUGGGUGUGUAAUGGGGGCUGCCAACACCCUCCAUGCCUUCUGUGGGGUUCUCCUCCUCCCAGACAGCAAGGGGCAAGUUCUCCUGUGCAGGGACUGAGGUGUUUUGCUGAUAUCCAAAGGCUGAGAACCAUCUGUGCCAGUAAACAGACAGUUUGCUGCUCAUUUUCUUGGACAGAAUCAUAGAAUGUGCUGAGUUGGAAGGGAUCCAUCAGGAUCACUGAGUCCAACACCUGGCCCUGCACAGGACACCCAAAGAAUCCCAUCAUGUGCCUGAGAGCUUUAUCCAAACACUCCUUGAACUCAGAUGUGCUUAGUGCUGUGAGCACUUCCCUGGGGAUCCUGUUCAGUGCUCAGCUCCAGCUGUGUGCUGAAUAUUUUCUCCAGAAGUGUACUGUGAUACGGUAUCAAAAGCUUUGCUGAAGUCCAAAAAGAUUUCAUCACCUGGUGCCCCUUGAUCAGCUAGGUGGGAGCCCUGCUGUACAAGGAAAUCAGGUUCAAUGAGUAGGACUUUGCCCUGGUGAAGCCAUGCUGGAUGUGAGCAAUGGCUGCAUUGUGCUCCAGGUGGUUUUCAAUACCUCCCAGAAAAUACUUCCCCAUAAUUUUACCUGUCAGCAAAGUGAGACUGGCAGGCUGUAGUUUCCAGUGUCCUUCUUGCCCUUCAAAACUGGGGCAACAUUUGGCACCUUUCAGUCAGCUGGGACCUCUGUGGAUUCCUAAGACUGCUUAAAAAUAGUUGAGCAGCUCUGUAAUGGCAUCAGCAGCUCUUUGAGGACUCUUGGAUGAAUCCCAUCAGGCCCCACAGAUUUACAGGGAUUCACCUGCACAAUGAAGUUCAAGAGGAAAGUCUGGGUCUAAUCAAUGUCCAGCCUGGACAAGAGCAUAGAAUGCACUUCACUUUAAAUAAAUUAUUCACAUGAUUGUCCAAUUCUGAAUUAAAAACUCUUCUGGCUAAA
Agelaius phoeniceus (red-winged blackbird) is the source of this 2410-nucleotide messenger RNA. RefSeq names its product apoptosis enhancing nuclease (gene AEN). NCBI's taxonomy places the organism in Eukaryota, Metazoa, Chordata, Aves, Passeriformes, Icteridae. Gene Ontology annotation, cellular component: nucleus. Gene Ontology annotation, molecular function: nucleic acid binding; exonuclease activity. The record is from RefSeq and is a predicted model, not a curated record.